Pseudophryne corroboree (corroboree frog) is the source of this 1399-nucleotide messenger RNA. It is a transcript of the gene CIAO1, whose product is annotated as cytosolic iron-sulfur assembly component 1. The transcript is spliced from 8 exons. Gene Ontology annotation, cellular component: cytosolic [4Fe-4S] assembly targeting complex. The record is from RefSeq and is a predicted model, not a curated record. Lineage: Eukaryota; Metazoa; Chordata; Amphibia; Anura; Myobatrachidae. Gene Ontology annotation, molecular function: protein binding. The coding region runs from base 121 to 1128 and encodes 335 amino acids. Gene Ontology annotation, biological process: iron-sulfur cluster assembly.
CGGCUGCUGGGGCUCUAGUGGUUACAUAGAUAAAUUGUAUGGACGUCGUCUGCAGGCGGGGAGGGACCUGGCCGGCAUGCACUGCGGGUGCGAAACUAGUGUGUGCAGAUUACAUCCAGUAUGAAGGACACACUGACCUUGCUGACACGACUUAGCGCCCACCCUGACUCCCAUUGCUGGUUCCUAGCUUGGAAUCCCUCUGGAACACUCUUGGCUUCCUGUGGAGGGGAUAAGACCAUCCGAAUUUGGGGCAAGGAGGAUGAUACCUGGGUAUGCAAGUCAGUGCUUGGCGAAGGGCACCAGCGAACCGUCCGAAAAGUUGCAUGGUCACCUUGUGGUAACUACUUAGCCUCUGUCAGCUUUGAUGCCACCACUUGUAUCUGGAUGAAAAAGAAGGAGGAAUUUGAGUGUGUCACCACCCUUGAGGGACAUGAGAAUGAGGUGAAAUCUGUGGCCUGGGCACCGUCUGGAAAUCUCCUGGCCACGUGCAGUCGUGACAAGAGUGUCUGGGUAUGGGAAGUGGAUGAAGAAGAAGAGUAUGAAUGUGUCAGUGUACUGAACUCGCACACACAGGAUGUGAAGCAUGUCGCCUGGCACCCUAACCAGGAGCUGUUGGCCUCAGCCAGCUAUGAUGACACAGUGAAGUUGUACCGCGAGGAGGAGGAUGACUGGGUGUGCUGCGCUACCUUGGAAGGACACACAUCUACGGUAUGGAGUCUGUCUUUUAAUCAGAGUGGGGACCAGUUAGCUACCUGCAGUGAUGAUAGGACGGUGCGCAUCUGGAAAGAGAUUAGCUCUGGAAAAGAGCAAGGGGUAAGUAAAAAAGACCCCAACUGGACAUGUGUAUGCACCCUGACAGGAUACCACACUAGGACCAUCUAUGAUGUUAACUGGAGCCAUCUGACAGGCUCCAUUGCUACGGCCUGUGGAGACGAUGCCAUCAGGAUAUUUGAAGAAGACCCAUGCUCGGACCCUAUGCAGUCGACAUUCUCGUUAACGGCCCACAUGCCACGGGCUCACUCCCAGGACGUCAACUGUGUGGCAUGGCACCCCAAGGAGCCUGGUCUGUUGGCGUCUUGUAGUGAUGAUGGAGAGAUGGCUUUCUGGCAAUACCAGCGCCCAGAAUAAUUCAUUAGAUAACCUAUUUUCAUUAUAAUUCACACUGUGACUUAUUGGGGUAUUCUAAGACAAAAUUAUAGAGUCCAGCUCACUUCUGCACACCAUAAAGUGCGUUAAGGAGUAGUGCUGACAAAAAUAACAUAAAAUGUAGCAGACAUUAGCAAUGUGUCUGUAGCACUGUAUUUAUGUUCUGAAAAUAUAUAAUUGAUAAAUGUGCUCUGAGAAUUUGCAAAAUUAUAUGCUCUGUUCUGAUGGGAAUAAAUGGGAAUUGUUUGACUAA